This is a messenger RNA of Pongo pygmaeus (Bornean orangutan), 2504 nucleotides long. It is a transcript of the gene SAMD15, whose product is annotated as sterile alpha motif domain containing 15. NCBI's taxonomy places the organism in Eukaryota, Metazoa, Chordata, Mammalia, Primates, Hominidae. The record is from RefSeq and is a predicted model, not a curated record. Bases 403 to 2433 code for a protein of 676 amino acids. Gene Ontology annotation, molecular function: protein binding. The transcript is spliced from 3 exons.
AGGAGCCCGGCCCCUCAGCCGCCUGCAGGUCAGACAUCUGCAGCCCGCGCACGGAGCUCUCCGCUGCCAGCCGCCAGUGGCUCCGGAAACAGCCGAAGGCCGAGCGAGCGCCGAGCACAGCCGAGCGCAGCCUGCAGGCCGGAAGAAGCGGCGCGGCGGUCGCUUGAAAAGCUAGCUGACCCAGGGGUGGCCACAGGAGCUCUGGCCCGCUGAGGCUGGCGAUGCGGCCGCGGGGAGGGUUACUGCGUGCCUCUGACAGAGGAUUUUUAAAGUCAGGGCUUGAAAGAACAAACAAAACCUGGGGAAAAGUCAGGAAGACACUGCCGGAAAUCGUGGUAUCCAUAGAGACGCUAUCGGAAGUUGGGGUUGCUAGGAAGCCGCGGCGCGUCUGCUAAGCUGCAAAUGGCUGAAGUCCCGGAGGAUUAUGAUUCCGGCCCAGAUGAAGAUGGAGAGCCGGAGCCUGAGAGGCCUGAACUGCUUGGACUUAAUAAAUUGUAUGAAAAUGCCGAACCAGACACCAUGGCAAAGGCAGACUCGAAGCUACCAGCAGAGAUUUACCAAGAGCCACAGCCAGAGACCGAGGAAGAGGACUUCAAAGAGGGGGAGCCAGACAGUGCUAAGAACGUGCAGCUGAAACCUGGCGGGACGUCCCAGGAAGGAAUUGCCAGGAAAUCGAAGAGAGACAUACCAAGCGAAACUCAAGCAGGGAUACCCCAAAAGGUAAAGUGGGAAACAUCCAGAGAGAUGGGAGAGUUUUUCAAAGAUUUGGAGGCCCCUAUGGAUGAAACGCAUGAAGAGUCAGACCUAGAGCCACCAGUGGAGGCUAAACCAAAUGUUACAGAGGAUGUGUUCCUAGAGUCAGCUAUGGAAACAGAUCCAGAUCCAGUGCCACCAACGGAAACCAUGUCUGAGGUUUUGGGAGCCACGGUCAGAGAGAUAAAUUUAGAAUUACUAGAGGAGGAGACUGAACCGGGGGUUCCAGAGGAAUCACUUAGAGUGCAACAUGAAGAGACAGGUCUGGAGGCUCCAGAGCAGACCAAACCAGAUUUUCCAAGUGAGAAACCAGGAGAAUCCCUUGAAGAGACAGAUCUUCAGCCACCAAAGAUGACCAAACCAGAGAUUCCAGAGGAGACACAAAGAGAGUCAACUGAGAAGAAAAGGACAGAGCCACCCGAGCAGGCUAGACCGGAAUUUCCAGAGAAGGAACCAAGAAAGUCUAGUGAGGAGGCAAGUCUAGAGCCUCCAGAAGAGACUCAACCAGAGGUUCCAGAGGAGAUGCAAAGAAAGGCAACUGAGGAGAAAGGGACAGAACUACCUGAGCAGACUAAACCAGACUUUCCAGACCACAAGCCAAGAAAGUCUACUGAUGAGAACGUUCCUGAGCCACUAGAAGAGAUCAAAUUAGAGUUUCCUGAGGAAGAAUCAAGAAAACCAAAUGAGGAAACAAUUCUAGAACAAUCAGAAAUGAUGAAACCAGAAAGUCCAGAAGAGAUAAAAAAGUCAAAUGAGGAAAAAAAUCCACAGCCACCAGAGGAGACUGGUCUAGUGCUACCACAGGAGAUCAACCCACAAGUUGAAGAGAAAACACAAAUAAAGCCAACUGAGGAGAAAAUUCUAGAGUUACCAGAUGAAACCAAACCAAGAGAGACACAUGUAGAAUUUUCCAAGGAAGACAGGCCAGAACCAAUAAAGUCUAAGUAUUCUGUAGGAAACGAUGAGCUAGAGCACCAUGAGCCUAAAAGAGGAAAGUUGUCACUAAGUGACGAAUUUAGAAAAGAAUAUUACGCAUUAGGAUCUAUCAGAGAAAGUGAAGAAUCAAUUGGUACACAUUAUGAGUUUUUGCAACCACUCCAAAAAUUGCUUAAUGUCAGUGAAGAAUGCUCAUACUCAGAUCCCUCAGAGUCUCAGACAGAAUUAAGUGAGUUCGUUCGUGAAAAGGAAGUUGUAGAUUUGUCCCACGAGUUGAAGGAACUGGUCUCUGAAGAUGACAAAACCCAGCCAGAAAAAGGGACUGAGUUACAAUUUGAGCAUCUUAAUUGGGAUCCAGAGGAAGUUGCAGAGUGGAUUAGCCAGCUAGGCUUCCCUCAAUACAAGGAGUGUUUUAUUACAAACUUCAUCAGUGGCCGAAAACUCAUUCACGUCAACUGCUCAAACCUCCCUCAGAUGGGGAUAACAAACUUUGAGGACAUGAAGAAACAAGGAAUUGGCAGGGCGCAGUGGCUCACGCCUGCAAUCCCAGCACUUUGGGAGGCCAAGGUGGGCGGAUCACCUGAAGUCAAAAGUUCGAGACCAGCCUGGCCAACAUGGUGGAACCCCAUCUCUACUAAAAAUACAAAAAUUAGCCAGGCGUGGUGGUGCGUGCCUGUAAUCCCAGCUACUCAGGAGGCUGAAGCAGGAGAAUUGCUUGAAUCCAGGAGGCAGAGGUUGCAGUGAGCUGAGAUCGCGCCACUGCACUCCAGCCUGGGCGAAAGAGCAAGACUUCGUCUCAAAAAAAAAGAAAGAAA